UGUGGCUCGGCUGUUGGGUGCUGUGGGAUGGUUGGGGCUGGGAAAUGAGUUCACCGAAGCGCUGACACAGGUUGCACGGAGAGGCGGCGGUGCCCCGUCCCUGCAGACAGCCACGGUCAGGUUGAAUGGGCUCUGAGCACUGAUGGAGCUGUGGGUGUCCCUGUUCAGUGCAGGGAGUGGGACAGAUGGCCUUGAAGGGUUCCUUCCUACUCAAACCAUUCUAUGAGGUACCCCUCCAUGCCGGAGGGGCACUUAGCUGGGAGAUCACUGCAUGGCCAGCAAUCCGAAGGGCUGAGGAUGAGGACGUGGGCGACGCCGCGAUGCUGCAGUCAUGGAAAGGUCAUGAGAAAGAACAUUUGGAUGCCCUGGAGAGAGGAAUGCGGGCUGCGGGGCUGUUUGUGCUCGCUGCUGGGGCAUGGAGGGGACGGCGAGCUGCCAAGCACACUGCUCCAGCUCUCAGCUCAGCUCGGAGGGGUGCAGCGUAUCACAAACAAUUCCUAGAAGCACGGCCCUGCUGAGCCCAACCGCACGCCUUUGCACAUUUCCUCCCACAAAGGUGCUGUUUUUUAACAGCCCUGGCCUGAGGGGAAUCGCCGUUCUGCAGGCGUUGCUGCUUGUAUGUAUUUACGUUGAAGCUGUGCCUGGAGCCAAGGAGAUGGUUGUGUCCCUCUGUGCAGCAAACCCAGAGCACAGAAAGAACGCGUUGCCCUGGAAGGCUGCUAGGAGCCGUGAUUUAUGGGGCUGCAUAUGAGAUCUGCAAGCUGGUGGCCAUACCUUAUGUCCCCCAGGCGCAUAUGCUUUAAUUUUGCCCUAGCAAAUCCCUAGCAUCCCACGUUUGCAGGGGGAAGUCAGCCAUCUGCUCCUCACUUGCCAUUGCUGGAGGCUUUGUGUGCAGCUGAAGGGGCAUCUCUGCUCACCUCAGAGGACGUGGAUAAGGACUUGGAGUGAAGGGAGGACAGCAGCUCACAGCUCCAGGGCUGGCACACAGCUGCAGGCUCUGCUUGCUGCCUCUCUCCCUGCUCACAUCAGCGAUGGUGCCGCACGUGAUGGACGGGCAUUUUUUUCUGAUGAGCCAAGCUUGAAAAUCUGCUGCCUUCAAAAUGUUUUUGAGCAUCAGGCUUUGUGGGUGAUGGCUUGUUUGUAGUAAAGUUAAGCAGCCUCAGCCUGAGAUAUCUUCUAGCAAUGCUUUUGUGGCAAAGAGGCCCCAGGGAUGCUGUGUGCACAGCGUUGGGAGGGAAGGAUGCUGCACAGACGUGGCAGGAGGAGAUGUAAGUUGUGAAAGCAAAAUGUGGUUGAAACAAAUCCAAAUUUCCUUUUCAGCCCGUGGGGAGAAAAAAUGGGCAUUUCUGUGGCACCAUUCAGCUCAAUCCAGUGCUGGCGUGUGAAGCAGGGCACGAGGACGACGUUCCCCCAUGAUGACGGCCAUCCUGGAGCGCCUCAGCACGUUGUCCCUCAGCGGGCCGCAGCUCAGCCGCCUUCCCCGCCUGCUGGAGGAUGGCUUCCCCAAGAUGCCGUGCACCGUCCCAGAGGGAGAAGUGCCACAGCUUUUCCGUGAGCCGUACAUCCACGCCGGGUACCGUCCCACUGGGCAGGACUGGAGGUACUACUUCCUCAGCCUCUUCCAGAAGCACAACGAGGUGGUGAAUGUUUGGACUCAUCUCCUGGCGGCGCUGGCCGUGCUGCUGAGGUUCAAAGCAUUUGUGGAGGGCGAGCAACUACCCCUGGAUGCUUGGUCUUUGCCUUUGCUCAUCUUUGUCCUCUCCUCUGUCACCUACCUGACCUGCAGCCUCCUGGCCCACCUGCUGCAGUCCAAGUCAGAGCUGUACCACUACACUUUCUACUUCGUGGACUACGUCGGAGUCAGCACCUACCAGUACGGUAGUGCCCUGGCCCACUUCUACUACAGCUCCGACCAAGCGUGGUAUGACAAAUUCUGGCUUUUCUUCCUCCCGGCAGCUGCUUUCUGUGGCUGGCUGUCAUGUGCUGGAUGUUGCUACGCCAAAUACCGGUACCGACGGCCUUACCCCAUCAUGAGGAAAAUGUGCCAGGUGAUCCCAGCCGGGCUGGCCUUCAUCUUGGAUAUCAGUCCUGUCGCUCACCGGGUGGUCGUGUGUCACCUGGGGGGCUGUGAGGAAGAUGCUGCUUGGUACCACACGUACCAGAUACUGUUUUUCCUUAUCAGUGCUUAUUUCUUCUCCUGCCCGGUUCCUGAGAAGUACUUCCCUGGCUCCUGUGAUAUCAUUGGCCAUGCCCACCAGAUCUUCCACACCUUCCUGGCUAUCUGCACCCUAUCGCAGCUGGAGGCCAUUUGUUUGGAUUACAAGAACAGGCAGGAGAUCUUCCUAAAAAGACAUGGGCCUUUCUCCAUCUAUCUCUCCUGCAUCUCUUUUUUCGGCUUGGUGGCCUGCAGUGCCAUCACAGCUUACAUCCUGCGAUGCAGGAUCAAGGCCAUCCUGGCUAAAAAGGACUCCUGAGAAUCGUGAAGGUGAUGGGCAUGACACCACCCAAAAAGAAAAAAAAUAUUAAGAAAAGGGGCAUAGCAUCUUAGAGGCAUAACUGGCUUAUUUGCCUAACACACUGUGACUAACCUGGACCUUGGACUGAGGUGGAGGGCUGGAUACUUCAUGCUGGAUGCAUUUUCACAGCAGGAGCUGCCUUCUGCCAUGCAGGGGGACGUGGGGUGUUUUAAGCCACAAAAGUCACUUAACCAAGGAUACUGGAAUAGGCAGAGGUUCUUUGUUCUCUCUAGUGAACCUGUGGGAGAUACCUUGCUGAACGUGAAGGAUGGUAGCCAGGGGGCUGUGCAACUGUAGAAGGGUUUUCUAGGGCUCACAGCACAGUGGAGAACCCACCAUGAGGCCUCCGAGUGGACAUGUUGACGUCUUUGGGUUUUGCCAUUUCUGCUGGCUGAGGAGAGACUUGCUAACAUCAAAGGCAGUUGUAAGAUUUCAUUUCUAGGGUUCAUUUGCAAGGGUGUGUGUUACAGUGGCUGGAUUAAUCCUUUUCCAGCUCCAGCUCAGCUAAACCAGAUUUUAUCUAUGACCCCCUGAAGUAUCUCAACAGCAGGUUGCUGAAGUAACAUCAGCAAAGUAUGCUUGCAGACCAAGACUUGACCUAGAGUCCUCUAGAAUCAACUGGAACUGAACCUGACCCCCAUGUCUGCCAGGCACUGUUGUGGUCCAGCCACCCCCUGGUUGGGGAUGUUAGGUCAUCUGUAUCUUUUCUUUCUGCACAAUUGCACCAUCCGCGGUAAAACUGCUUAGCAAAGCUAAGCAGGCUGUCCCAGCUCUUCAGAGGCUCCUGCUUUCCAUUUUAAGUGCUUACUUGCCUUUGAGGACUUGGCCCUGGAAUAGGUUGGAGCUGAUUUUUGUAGCUUUUCUCGGUAGCAGUGGCAGAGGUUGAGCACUCCUGUGACCAUCAGCAUUCAAGAUGCUGGCACUGGGAGAGGAAAUAUAUUUGUUGAGAGAAGUGCCUCUUUUUCUGCCUGUGUGACAUGUUCAUACAUUCCUGCAAAGACUGAUUCCAUAUCAUCUGCCAUGGGAGUCUGACUGGCCUCCAAUUCUGACCAUGCAGUACAGAACUAACUUGGGUGUGAUCUGUCUGGAAUGGGAAAGCAGCUGGGGCCUGGGCCUCCUAGGGCUCCUGGAAUGGUCAUGGCCAAAAGAGGAUGAAAGUGAAGUGGAUGUGGAGUCUUUAUUCCCUUCUUAAUGGUUCUUUUCAGGAUGCCAAGCAAUCUUUGGUAGACCUUGUGGGAAAGAUGGCCGUGAAUCUGCAAGGUUGCUCUUCUCCGACUUAUGGGGCUUUGAAUCAGGCGUGUCUUUAUCGGCAUUAGAUGAAGGUAGAAUGGCAAAAGGCAGGAGCAGGUUGACAGAAUUAAGGUCUUUUGUAACCUUGGAAUGGGUUUGUCCUCGGAACUUGGAGGUUCUUGUGUGGAGUAGCAAAUAUAGUGGUGAGGAACACCGGUGUCUGUGAGUCACUCCUGUCCAGAGAGCAGGAAGGGUUGUUUUACAGUGUCCUCAGCUAAAUGAACCUCUUCUGUAAUUGCUGGAGGGAUAUUUGAGGUAUGGAGCCAUAUUGUAGCACUGAAGUUAGUAGCACUUACAGGACUGGAUGCCCAUACAGAUAGAUUCCAGACUACCUACCUUCUGUUGAACGUACUGCUCACUUUUCACAGUUAUCUCUGAGUCCUUCCAGCUGUAUUCUUACAGAAGACCUGAAGCCUCAAAUGCCAUGACAUCUAUACCACGAUGUAUAAAUCUUCACUGAAAGCAAGAAAGGUGUGGGAUCAAUUCCAGCCAGAGAUCUGUCUCACUGAAUCCAAGGGCAGGCAAAUGAAUGGUGGUUGCUGGUAUUGAGCAGGAAGACUUUAGGGCUGGGGAUAUGAUUUGUCAAGGCAAGCACCGAUUUCUGCACUUGAUCUGGUUUUUAACUAUUGAGAUGUAUUUGUGCAUGUGCAUGCAUGCCUGAUUUAAUACCCAAAAAGGUUUUGCCUUCGGCUUUUUUAUCUACAGAGCCUCCUAGCUGGGUCAAGAUUAGCUUGAAGGAAGUAAUGCCGUGCUGCUGGAAGAGCAUGGGGGCCAAACAACAACAUCUUUGAAAACUACCUAUUAAUAGGUACCUUGCUGCCACAACAAAAAGGUUUUGUGCACAAAGCUGAAACUCUGACCUAACUGAUAAAUUAAGUGCAAAGGAUGAGGAGAGCAAUUUUUGAUUACAAGAGAAGAAAUCACAGGAAAAAUUUGGAGAAGUCAUCUAGUCCACCCUUUCCCAUCACUGUAGGCUUCCUUGUUCACAUCUAGCCCAGCUUAGGAGCACUCAGAAAUUGGUAAUGACUUCAUUUCCUACUCUGCUUAUUGACUUACACCUCCUCACACUGCACCUUUUGCACAGAGGUUUAUCUGACUAUGGAGCUUGAAAAUGGCUGGGAGAUGGACCAGCAGAAAACCAACCCUACUGAAAAAAUGUCAGUAAUUUUCUCCUGGUUUUAACAUCCAGCCAGCUUACUUGGCCAGCAGUGCUGCCUGCACAUGUGGGUCUCUUCUCAGUUUGGGAGAAGACCAGUAGGAGCGGUGCUGCUUCUCACAGCCAAAUUUGCUUUGCUUUUGUGGCAGAUAAUGGAGAAUAAGCCAGUUACAGGCUGGUCCACAGUUUUGUUCUGAACUAAAACGGAUGGAGUGGGCAUUGCUGCUAACAGCAGACUGUGCUGUUAUCACUUAGUAAUACUGGUAUCAAAAGACAGGGGUCACCCGGGCGUUUGCUUCUCUAAGGCUGUGAAAAUAUGUGACGUCCUGCCCUUGGCUAAAGAAGGAUGAUUACAGUAAUGCUGUCCAGUUCACAGCACAGUAGGAGGUGCUUCAUGAAUUUUCCGAGGUAUUUCUGGUCAAAUGUCAUCUCCGUGCUACAGCAGAAGUGGAACUUCUGCUUCUGAAUCAUCUGUGGUGUGACAGUAGUGGUGUUUCUGCAUAUCCCCAUGGUACCCUUCAAGUGAAGCCACUCAUGUGCCCGCAUGGCCCUGCACUCAGACCUGGAGCUGACUUCCUCAUUACUAUGAUGGGUCAAUUUUGCAGGCGACUGCCACCCAGAUUGCUGCUGCUGUGACGGUGCACCCUUGGUGUCUUAAGGGACUUGUCUACACUGGAGCUUCCCCUGUGUCUGUCUCCAUCCUCCUCGUCUUCCUCCAACAAAGAGGUUUGUUCCUUCACCCCAGGACUUAUGCCUUAUGCACCUGGCUGCCUACCUGAGCAAACUCAACAUGCUGAGCACUCUGUUCAACCACAAGAGGGGAGGGACUGGGAAGUGGCUGCCAAUGCCCUCCUGAGAAACUGUGCUGUUGAUCUAGAGGAGACCAGAGCUUCUGAGACAGUAAAAGUGUAAAAGUAAAAAGUAAAAGUGCAGCUGUGCUAAACUGAGAGCCUGCCAAGGUCUUCUCCUUUGGGCUCGCUGCUUGGAGCACGGCUUCGUCCAUCCUGGUGCUCCUUUGAGGAGGCACGGCUGGGCUGGGUGUCCCGGUGGCAGGGAGGUAAGCACUUUUUGAAUCCUGAAGGUCCUCACCCUCAAGAAUCUCUGGUCCUACGAUAGUACUGUGGCAGAUCUCACAACUUGGAUCUGCACAGGUCAGCUGAGAAGUCAUCCCAAUGUGCCUUAUGCUGUUACCUCCAGGGAUUUAUACCGAAGGAACCAGGGGCAGCCUCUUUGUUAUCUGCUGGUCUGUGGUUGUUUUUAACAGGGGACAGGAUUUCCCUGGUGUAUGGAGCAGAAGGGGGAGGAUGGAGAGAGGUACCUUAAACUUGCCUUAAACCUGGAUUUUUGCCUAGUGAUUUGUGUAGCAGGGCAAGGACGGGUUCCUCAUGUGCCUUGCAAUUUACAUUUUUUACUGACAAGAUUAUUUUUAAGCACUGUUUGUUACUAAACAAAAGGACAAAAGGGUUUGUAUUUUUUUUCACCUGGGAAGUAGAGAAGGGUAUGGGUGUUAGAUAUUAACCAUCCCCUUCCCACCUUCCAUCUGCUGACUUUGUAUUGUUGAAAACAUUGGUAAUGUUUUAAGCUUUGUACUGUACUGAUCAUUAUUUAAAAGCUUUCAGUGAAAAAAAACAAACAAACAAAACUGUGAAAGUAAAA
Messenger RNA from Meleagris gallopavo (turkey), 6618 nucleotides. The record is from RefSeq and is a predicted model, not a curated record. Lineage: Eukaryota; Metazoa; Chordata; Aves; Galliformes; Phasianidae.